UAUGUCGCAAAUAUUUGCAAUAUUGUAAUUUGUUUAUGUGUGUUUCAUGAUUGACGAUUUCAUUUCAUUUUGUCAUUACGAGGAAGAUUUAACAGAUAACGAUGGCUACAAAUUCACCAAAGAAGUCACAAAGGGUGAAGCCAAAAACUUAUUCAACAUGCUUGUUGUACAACACUAAAGAGGCCCAAAGCAAACUGUCUGGCAUCAUCUUGGCAAAUUGUAAUCCAAACCUGAGAACAAAAGUUCAAGAUGUGGUAAAUCCAGUUGUUGAAGAUGUUCCAGCAACAGAACCAGAACUAGUACCUUUACAGUUAACAGUGUCAGAGAAAAUGUCCUGCAACUCUUGUGAUGCUGUCUUUGCUCAUAGAGUGGAACAGAAGAGGCAUUACAGAUCAGACUGGCAUAGGUACAACUUGAAACUACGACUAAAGGGUAAAGAAAAAGUUAGUGAGGAACAAUUUGAAGAUAUAUCUGGAAAUAUAUCCAGUCUGUCAGGAAGUGACUCAGACACAGACGCAGACACAGAUACAGAUAACCAGUCUAAAACAGGAAGUGGUAAAAAACUGCCUGGUUCCCAGCGUAGACAUGUAUACUCUGGCAAUACAAGUACUGACAGUGACAGUGAAUCAGGAAACCAGUAUGAAGAUGUGGCUAGAAGACUACCAAAGGUGUAUUUCAGGAAUAAAGAUGGUGAUUUGUUAUCAAUUUACAGAUGUGUUCUAUGUCAUAAAAAGUCACAUCCAAGCCAGCAAGAAGACCUUGUUACCUUGGCAACAGGGAUUCCUGAUCAGAUGAACUGGGCAGUUUUUAUGGCUGCUGGUGGGCAUUUUGCUGGUGCCAUCUUUAACAAAAAUGAGAUGGUAGCACACAAAGACAUUCCAUAGAUAUGUAGUGCGAGCUAAAAGA
This is a messenger RNA of Ruditapes philippinarum (Manila clam), 906 nucleotides long. RefSeq names its product tRNA endonuclease ANKZF1-like. The transcript has 8 exons. The coding region runs from base 102 to 884 and encodes 260 amino acids. The record is from RefSeq and is a predicted model, not a curated record. Lineage: Eukaryota; Metazoa; Mollusca; Bivalvia; Venerida; Veneridae.